AUGGCAAUGGCAUGUAACAAGGCACAAUGUUUUACAUGUAAUAUGGAAAAAAUAACAUAUCCUUGUAAAGGAUGUUCAAAAGAAUUUUGUUUAAAUCAUUUAACAGAACAUCAACAAAUAUUAAAUGAUGAAUUAAAUAAUGUUACCAAUGAAUAUAAUGAAUUCAAACAAAGCAUUAAUGAACAAAAACAGAAUUCACAAAAUGUUUUAUUAAUAAAACAAAUUGAUCAAUGGGAAAGUAAUUCAAUUGAAAUAAUUCAACAAAAAGCACAAGAAUGUAGAAAAAUUGUUACUGAAUAUUUACCAACAUUCUUUAAUGAUAUUGAAAAGAAAUUUAAUGAUUUAAAUCAGCAAAUAAAAGAAAUUCAUCAAGAGAAUGAGUUUAAUGAAAUUAAUUAA
Molecule: messenger RNA, 399 nt
Organism: Adineta steineri
Lineage: Eukaryota; Metazoa; Rotifera; Eurotatoria; Adinetida; Adinetidae
Source: the annotation of a GenBank genome assembly